This is a messenger RNA of Paramisgurnus dabryanus, 5168 nucleotides long. RefSeq names its product GTP binding protein overexpressed in skeletal muscle (gene gem). The record is from RefSeq and is a predicted model, not a curated record. Gene Ontology annotation, cellular component: plasma membrane. Gene Ontology annotation, biological process: negative regulation of high voltage-gated calcium channel activity. Lineage: Eukaryota; Metazoa; Chordata; Actinopteri; Cypriniformes; Cobitidae. Gene Ontology annotation, molecular function: GTP binding; calcium channel regulator activity; GTPase activity.
AAUGUAAUCAUCUGUCUUUGUGUUCAGCAGAACAAAGACAUUUAUUAAGGUUUGGGUGAGUAAAUGAUGACACAAUUUUUAGUUUUGGGUGAACUAUCCCUUUAAUGAAACAGAUUUCACGCACUGAUCAGGCUAUGCCCUACAGUACAUUUUAUCCCAGGUAAGGGGUUUUCUUUGUCACAAAAUGAAAUUAAUUCCUGAAACCCCCCUUGACUGUGUUAUGCAUGGCCAGUGGCAUAAUGCUUUUUAGUAAAGACCAGAAUUGCUCAAUUAUUAAAGGGACAUUCCACUUUUUAAAAAAAUAUGCUCAUUUUCCAGCUCCCCUAGAGUUAACAUUUGAUUUUUACCACUUUGUAAUCCAUUUAGCUGAUCUCCGGGUCUGGCUCUAGCACUUUUAGCAUAGCUUAGCCCUAUCCAUUAAAUCUGAUUAGACCAUUAGCAUCACGCUAAAAAAUAACCAAAGAGUUUCAAUAUUUUUCCUAUUUAAAACUUUACUCUUCUGUAGUUACAUCGUGUACUAAGACCGACAGAUAUGGUUUGGACCAUGCUCUCAUUCUGGUGUAUUAAUCAAGGACUUUGCUGCUGUUACAUGGCUACAGUAGGCGUAGUGAUAUUACUCACUGCCGAAAAUAGUCCCCUGCCAUUGAAAGUAACCAAUGGGACAAUUUUCUCUGGACUCACAGCCUGUAAGUUAACGUCUGUUAGCAUUGCAUUGUGAGCAAAUCUUUCAAACAUGGUAGGGAGCGUCACAUUUCCGGCUGAUCUCAGAGGUAUUCAGGCCAAUCACAAUGUACAGAUUAGCUGGCCAAUCAGGGACAUAGCAAUUUUCAAAUCGAUGAGUUUUGUCGAAAAUCCGGAAGAAAGGGAAAUUUGAAACUACAAAAAUGUACAGUGUGUGGAAAUAUACCAAAUACACAAAAUAAUGUUUUUUUUUAUAGCAAUGAUUAUGUGCACUUUAAUAUAAAAUGUACAGUCAUAUAAGCGAGUAUAUCGCCAUUUUUUAUUUUACCUUUAGUUUAUUUAUAAUUCUGGAUUUGCAUUAUCCCUUUUGUAUUAGGGGUGGACAUGUGUGCCCAUCCAUAUUAGGUAAACAUUUUUGCAUUUUGCAGAUGCUUUUAUCCAAAGCGACUUGCAGUGCAUUAUCAGGUAUGCAUUUUUAUCAGUAUGUGUGUUCAUUGGGUUCAAACCUAUGACAUUUUGCACUGCUAACGCAAUGCUCUACUACUAAACUAUACAGGAGCACUUAAGCUAUUAAAUUAUUUCCAUAUUUCAACAUCUUUAUUUUUUACAGUGCUGAUGGGCUACAUUAAAGAUAUCGACCUAAGAAGAAUCUUUGAACAUGAUGGUGCUGGUUGAAAAAAAUAGUUCAUGUAAUGCAGUUACUCUCUGAAUCCAUACCAGCAUUAGUGAAACAGCAACACUGACAACAGGAAUCAGAAAUGACAAAGCAAGCGCAAAAAUAAUCAACAGGAAAUCGGCUCACCAGAUUUUUGACUUAUUGACAUAUCAAACCCGCUGCAUGUUUGUUGCUGCUGUUUAUUAACAGUGUUUAAAUGAAUGCAUAAUUAAUCAUAAGUCUGUUAUAUGAUGGCUGAGUCAGUGAUGUUUAUGUGAGUUGUGCAUAGUUUAAGUGUUGGAGAUGCUGUUAGUCACACGCUUGUGUGCAUGAGCUGCCUCUUGAGAGCCUAUAACACUGUCCAGGCUGUAAUAAUGUCAUCUUAGCAACUGUUACCCCAGUAACUUCAUACAAUGUUUAUUCAGUCAGCAGGUAUGUAUGUGCUGCUGAGCCUGCCAACACUUUACUGCAAGUAGGCUAUCGUCAGUUCUUGUACGAUGAAGGCACAAAUAGUUGUAUGGAUAACUGAUGUUUUUAAGACUGCUGAUCAGUAACCACAUAAUAUUUGAAUCUGCAUCGCAUUAUGACCAAUCUGUAGACGAUCCUUGUAGUGGACACCAUUCAUUGGAGGGUUAAGUUUGACAGAGAUAUACAAGGGUUUGGUGUUGCAAGGUCAGGUUUUAGGAGUUAAAUCUCUUUGUGUCUAAUCUGUCUUAUUGGGGUGUUUGCUCUCCAAGACUAAAGUAACUCAUCCCUCAUUUCCUGGCCCAGCUACAGUUCAGUGCGUUGGAAUCAACGGUCAGCUUCGGUCUCCACUUAAUUGUGUGAAAAUACAAAUAGGAAACCUUAUUUUAUGGAAACUACAGUGAUGAAAAGGUGUUUGCCUCAUCAGCAUGCAUCAUGUGUGAUAGUUUUAGAAGUAUGUUGAUGCAUCAGGACCGGGGCUAGGUUGCACCAGCAGUUUGUGAGGACUAACUUUAAGAGGGCCAUAUAGUGCACAUUAGGGUUUUGUAACUUUUUCCUAAUUUGGUUGCACGACCAUAUUUAAACCCAAUGAAAAUGCUGUGGCAGGCCUGAUAAUCAUAAUACAGUUGUUUUAAACCAAGGACCAUGCUGUAGGCUAUUGUGUUUGAUGUUAGUGCAUGAGUCAUGCAAAUUAUCUAUAAAGCACCUUUUCAAGCCGUUUGUUUACCUCUUUCCCACUCUCCUGGCUUGUGAUCUCCAAUGGCCUAUUUCUGAUGCGCUCUUAGAGUCGAAUGAAUGAUUGAGGGUUUAAGGAGGUAAUCCUGCACUCUGCUGAGAUUUCUCUUAUCCGUCCAAUCCUUUCAUCUAUAUCAGUUCUGAAUAUAAAACGGUCAUCAUAAUCCAGCAAUUACAUUAAUAACUCAUAAUCUGUUAUUUUGUCCUCUUUGAGGAGCACACAGAAUUAAUGUCUUCUACAUGACAGUAUUGAUUUGCAUGUUUGUGCAUGCAUGAGCAUCUGUGGUGUUGUACACUGUAAACCUCUCUGUGCUCUUAUGCAUCAUCACUGUAAUGUUUAUUUGCAUGCUGGGAAAUAUUAAAGGGACUGUAAUGCUGUCUAUUGAGAAUAAGUCUUGGAUUAGUUCAGUCUGGUUAAACUGUGGAUUGGUCUUUGAAUGCAACUUUAAACAAAAAACGUGAUGAGAAAUGUUUUUUAUUAUAGUGCUGCUUUACAGUAAAUGAUGUUUUAGAAUUUUAUUUUAACUUGCAUUGUUAUUGUGAUAAUAAUGCAAUAUAUUAUUUUGAUUAUUUUCUUCAGAUCUUCAAACAAAAAUAUAAUGUCUGUGCUAUUUACUAGAACCGGCAGCUUUAUGAACAUGGAACAUAUUUUUUUGUAUUUGUGUUGGGAAUGAUUAGUUGUCCUGGUAAAGGGCCACAUCUAUGUGUCCUACUUUAACCUGCAAUAAGUUAUCUGUGCUUAGUACAUUGUCUUCAGAGUUGCACAUAAUAGGUGCUAGAACAGAUGACAACUCUGCAGUGAUGCCAAACAUUUCUGGUUUCCCAGAAAACCGUUCAGUCAAAGGUUUGACCCCUAUUUAUUCUGUUAUAGAUCUAUUGCAUUUUGAGAGGACAUGAAACAUUUGUCACGUAGAUUUGUUUUUGCUUUCAGCAUUACUGUAAAUGAAACAGUAACGUCUGGAUCACGACUCGAUGCGCAUAAAUGAAACUCAGCAUUUCCCACCCACCAGUCGAUAUAAGGAAAGACCCGCCGGAUCUCAUUGGAGGGAUAGUGACGUCAAGGAAACCCUCGCCACCGAGACAUUCUUAAUAUAACCAUGAACCUCCCGCACCGAGAGCUCAAAGCACAUUACUGCUCAAAACGUAGACGGGAUUAGCAUCGCAAAAAGCACGACCUAAUUCCAGGCUGCUAAACUGUAGACAUCUAAAAAGAAGCCAAUAACUUUAGAUCCUCAGUUCAAGGUUUUCUUAUUUCUAUUAAUGGACCACUUUUCCACAUUGAUGCGUUCUUAAAUUAGCUGAAUCGAUUUUUCAUUCUUGGAAAAGUCAAUAUCAAAGAAACCAUUUUCUGUCAGACUGAACGAGUUGUAGACAUGACUCUACUGACGAAUAUGCGGCGCCACAGUAUCCGCGUGCAGCAUCACCUGCACCGGUGGAGCAUUUGCGGGACGGAUGGAGGGCAGCUGUUGGGUGGUGGUGUGACGACCCCUGACAUCGGGUUUUCCCUUUCCAACUCGUGUUCGCGCUCCACCGAGAGCUGCACGUCAUCUUCUUCAGAUUCCAGCGAGUCUGCGGAUCCCUCCGCGAUCGGACCCUUUACAGUUGUGCUGCUCGGAGACAACGGCGUCGGAAAGUCAGGGCUCGCGAGUAUAUUCGCCGGAGCAUCGGAUAGUAUGGGGAGCGACUGCGAAUUAUAUGGAGGUGAAGUAUUCGAGCAGACAAUUAUGGUGGACGGGGAGAGAGCCACGGUUACACUGUUGGACACCUGGGAUUCACAGGAUGAGGGCAUGUGGACGCAGGAGCGGUGUCUGCAGACAGGAGACGCUUUCAUUAUUGUCUACUCUAUAACGGACCGAUCAAGUUUCCUUCGUGCCUCAGAUCUGCGAAUUCAGCUGCGGCGCGAGCGCCAGGCAGACCACACGCCCAUCAUUCUCGUCGGAAAUAAAUGUGACUUGGUCCGUUGCCGAGAAGUGUCCACUAGUGAGGGCCGUGCGUGUGCUUCAUUUUUUGAUUGCAAGUUUAUUGAGACAUCAGCAGCGAUGCAGCACAAUGUCUGGCCCUUGUUUGAUGGCAUCAUCCGUCAGCUGCGUCUGCGCAGAGACAGCGUGGAGAGCACCAGCACUUGGCAUUCUACUUAUAAGCGUCGCGAAAGUUUACCGAAAAAAGCAAAGCGUUUCAUUGACAAAAUUGUUUCUAAGAAGAACAAGCAAGCAGCCUUGAAGAUCAAGUCCAGAUCAUGCCAUGACUUAUCUGUACUUUAGUGUUGUUUUUAGGUUUUUGUAUGAAAGGAUUGUGAGAGAGUUUAAUGAAUAUAUUAAAUUAUGCUAAAUAUGAAAUCAAGUGUUUGUUUUACCCAGUUUGAGUGGCAUUGUAUGUCAUUUGUUAGAGAAGUCAUGAUGUCUAUAUUAGACUGUGCCAUUCAAAAGAAGACUUCUUGUUUCCUUGGUGAAGGAUAAAACACUUAAAAGAUAAGGCCAAUUGAAUAAUGCACAGGCCUUUUUUGGAAACCCCAAAAAGUCCAAGCUGCUCUUAAUAAGAUUCUUUCAAUUUUGUAUGAUCUUUCAGAUUGUAAAAACAAAUUUCUUGUACCUUGUGUUGUGUGUAAAAAAUCCUUUUCAAUCAUUUAGUUGUA